AUGGAGCAAGCGGGAGAACCGUCGCCGAAGAACAUCAGGGAUUGCGCCAACGCAAUAUGGAGCUGCAACACAGUUGACAAGGCAACGGCCUUCAUGCAAUCGAUACCCAGCGAGUUUGCCCUGAUCGCUUUGCCGAACUAUGUCGCCGGCGAACUGAAGUUACCGUCAUCACCAUCGACGACUUAUGUUGACUCCUUCGAACCUAAAACAGGCAGACGGCUCUACAGCCUUCCGUGUACCCAGCCAAGCGACGUGGAAGAGGCGAUUCAGCAUGCCAGGUCCGCCUUCCGGACAUGGAGGAAGACGUCACGCGCAGAGAGGUCUCGCCAUCUCCGCCGCGUGAGCGACUUGCUCCACGAACACCGGGAACUGUUUGCGGUGUGGGAAAGCAUUGACCAGGGAAAGACGCUUGAGCGGGCACGUAUUGAGGUCGACCGCGCCAUUUCAAACUUCUCAUACUUCUCGACCUACAUCCUCCAUGAGCAGACUGCCGCGCGCAUGGUCGACGGCGUCGCCCUCACCUACGAGCACCGCUCACCAGCCGGGGUGUUUGCUCUGAUCUCACCGUGGAACAUGCCAUUGUAUCUCCUUACGUGGAAGAUCGCUCCAUGUAUAGCAUUCGGGUGCACAGCGGUUGCCAAGCCAAGCGAGAUAACGAGCAUGUCUGCAUACCUUUUGGGUAUUCUCCUGCAGAAGGCGGAACUCCCUCCUGGGGUCGUCAAUAUUGUCCUGGGUGACGGGGUCACUACGGGGGCAACGCUCGUAGCGUCCCCGCUGAUUGAUGGCGUGUCCUUUACCGGGGGCACAGCAACCGGUAUCGCGAUCCGCCGUGCCACGGCCCACCAGAUCAGCAAGCAUCUGUCGCUAGAGCUGGGCGGCAAGAACCCGACGUUGGUAUUUGCCGAUGCUAUGGCCGACGCUUCCACACGGGAACGCGCCAUUCGCACGACAGCUAUGGCUGCCUUCGAGAACCAGGGCGAGAUCUGCCUCUGCGGCUCACGUAUCUACGUCGAAAGAAGCGUCUACAAGCCUUUCGUCGAUGAACUCACCUUAUACGUCCGCAAUAAGUACAGCCUAGCGAAGGGGUCAAUGGGCGCGGUGGCGAGCCUGCAACACUAUAACAAGAUCAAGGACUACCUCCAACUGGCGUUAGAGGAAAAUGCCACGUUCCGCUUGGGAGAUGUUCCCCCCACGUUGCACAAGUAUGCCAACCAAGGCUACUGGAUCGAGCCUACGAUCCUGACCGACGUAGCGCCCGAAUCGGCGAUGCAGAAGGAUGAGAUCUUUGGCCCGGUCGUCACCGUCACGCCGUUCGAUACCGAGGAGGAAGCGGUCCGGCUCGCGAACGCGAGCGAGUACGGACUCGCGGCCGUUCUAUUGACUACAGACGGCGCCAGGAUGAGGCGCGUCGGCGAGCAGAUCGAGGCGGGCCUGGUCUGGGUAAACUGCUGGCUUGUCAGGGAGCUAGGCACGCCGUUCGGCGGGAUGAAAAACAGCGGCACGGGGAGGGAAGGGGGGGAUUACUCGAGGGAUGUCUUCACCGUGGUCAGGACGAUGCACCUCCCCGCAUGA
Chaetomium strumarium is the source of this 1572-nucleotide messenger RNA. Its product is annotated as aldehyde dehydrogenase domain-containing protein. The record is from RefSeq and is a predicted model, not a curated record. Bases 1 to 1572 code for a protein of 523 amino acids. The transcript is spliced from 3 exons. Gene Ontology annotation, molecular function: oxidoreductase activity, acting on the aldehyde or oxo group of donors, NAD or NADP as acceptor. NCBI's taxonomy places the organism in Eukaryota, Fungi, Ascomycota, Sordariomycetes, Sordariales, Chaetomiaceae.